This is a messenger RNA of Lepidothrix coronata (blue-crowned manakin), 3847 nucleotides long. It is a transcript of the gene ETAA1, whose product is annotated as Ewing tumor associated antigen 1. NCBI's taxonomy places the organism in Eukaryota, Metazoa, Chordata, Aves, Passeriformes, Pipridae. The record is from RefSeq and is a predicted model, not a curated record. Bases 1 to 2706 code for a protein of 901 amino acids. The transcript has 6 exons.
AUGCCCGGUAGCCGGCGCAGGGGGCUCUGUCUCAGGCCCGCCGCCGCCCUGAGGAGGCGCAGCGGCGGCGAGGAGCAGCUCAGCCGGCGGCGGGCGGAGGAGGAGGAGGAAGAGGCGGCGGAGGGCGGCGCGGGCCGAGGCCUGCCCGCGGCGGAGGCGGCGUGCGCGCCCCGCGCUGCAGAGUCAUGUUUACAUAAAACUCCAAAGAGGUCCUUGAGUAGGAAAUCCCGAAUACCUACUUUCAGCUCUCCUGUUAAUGACACUGAUACACAGCAAGAAAUCUUUUGGGAUUCUCAUUCACCAGUUGCACACAGACUAGGCAGUGGAAAAACCAAACAGUCCACCAGUGGGUGUGCAGUAGAAAUUUCGGAAAUUGUUAAUCGUAUUGCUCCUCAGGAUGAAAAAUCAGCCUGUAGUGAAGGCUCCAUUUUAGGAACAUGGAUUGGUGAGGAUGCUAUUCCCUAUACACCUGGAGUAGUGAAAGUGCGAUCUAGGACAAAGUUAAGUUGUACAAGGGAUCUUAAGAUAACAAUUCCCGAAGAGGAACUCAUGAAAUUGGCUAAGGAAUUUGAUAGAAACCUAGUAGAGCUAGAUGCUGUUCAGGAGCAGGAGAAGCUUGGUCAUAACUUCAUCCAGAGCACCUCAGAGCCUUUGAAUAAUUCUAAAGAUGAAGUAAAGAUGAAGAAUGAGAUACCACUCCUUGGUGAAGGUUCUGAAACAGAUACUGCUCUGUCCCUGAAACCAGUUGGACAGAGCACUGGCAUUCCUGCUGCAGGGCCCUGUCGGUCCAGCAGUCAAAAGUCUGUAGACCUUGAGUCUGAAAUAGCCCUUCAUGCUCUUUUUGACUGUUCUACCCAGAAGUGUAGUGGGCAGCUGAGCCAAGGACUGUCAGAUAUUUCUUUAAAUAACAGUUUUCAUAAAAACAAAAGUACCUUGGAGGAGGAGCAGCUUCCUGAGGAAACUGAAGACAUGCAAUGUGGUAAUUCAGAGGCACAAGAAAAAGGUGCAGUGGGGAGCGUGAACCAGACGGUACCAAAACCUGAUACUACAAAAAAAAAUCCUCCUUCUUUGAAGACACAAUUGGUGGCCUCCACUAAGCUGGCUGGAGUAGUUAAUGAUGACUUUGAUGAUUGGGAUACAGAUUUUUUGGCAGAUGACUCUUUUAUGAUGCAAAUAACCCAAAAUCCUGAAUUGAUAAGUACUGAAGAACCACCACCAAUUCCUGCAAAUCCACCUGGCUAUGGUUUCAGUGAUGCUAGCAGAACAAAGCAAAGAAGUAGUGGCAAUUUGGUAACUUGUUUGGGGAGUGUAAACAAAUCUAACAGUUUGCAGUAUUCACCUUUGAAACAUUCUAGUAAAAACAUACAAAAUGUUGUAAAAUCUCUGUCUUUACAAAAGCCAUGUAAGACAGAAAACUCAGAGACCACAGCCUUGCAUGGCAAAUGUGAUGUUAAGCCAGAUAAAAUAAAUUCCAUUUGGAAAAGUGCUCGAAACAGUGAUUUGAACUGUAUUUCUGUUCCAGUGCAAUCUGAAGUGAAGAAUGGAAAUGAAACUACUCAGCCUAAAAGUGACCCUCUUUUUCCUUCAAGAUCUAAUCCUCAUAGACAACGGACAGAAAAACCUGGAAAUACCACCCAUGCUAUUUCCUGUCAAUCACCCAGUGUUUCUACCAGUAUGAAACCUAAUGAUCUAACUAAAGUGUUUGAAAUACCAAAGAAAUGUCCUGUGCCAUUUCACGAAUGGAAUGAACCAAAAUUCUCUGAUGAGGUAUUAGAUAUGUUUUGUGGAUCCGAUAGCCUUUGGGAUGCUAACUUUGAGGAUGAUGAAUUGUUGUAUCAGGUGUGUGAUGAUAUAGAAAAGCAGACUCAGAGCCAAGAUGCUAAACAAGGAAAUGAAAGAACUAAAACUAUACAAGGAGCAAGUAGUAAUUCCAGAUCAAAUGCUGAUAAGAGCUUCCUAGCCUCUAAACAAGGACAUUGCCUCUUGGCACAAAAGACAAAUGCAAAACAGGAGGCUCUCUCUCUGAGUGAUUCCUGUAGGAAUUCAUCAAAGGUUAUACAUGGGUUGGCCACAACAGGUCAUGCAGUGAACUGUAAGAGCACCUCAAGUCCUCGAACUGUGAUCUCAGAUGUUUCUACAGAGGGCAAAUACACACUGACAAAAAACUGUCAUCAGGAUGCUUCUGAAGAUACUACAAAGACUGUUUUGGGGAAAUGGUACAGGUCAAAUUCUGUGCCAGCAGGAGACGCUGCUUCUGAAGUAAGUCCUGUUGAUGCAGUAAACAUUUUUAGCAACAAAACAUUAGACAGCCCAGGUCUCUUGUAUAAUACAGGAAAGAUACCAAGUAGCGCUUCUAGUAACAAAACAUCACUCGUACCUUCAAAGUUUAAGUUCCGAAAGAUUAACAAUUCUAAGGGUGGUCUUCAUGUAGGGUGUGAAAAUUCAGGGAAUCAUUCUGGCAUUGGAAUUACUCUGCAGGGUUUGGAAGGAACCAAGAAUCAGGUGAACAUGACUUUGCACAGCAAGCUUGACAAUAAGAAAUCACCUUUCAAGAGGCACUUUUCAGAGUCUUUUGCACAGCCUUCAUCAGUGUCUGUGGUGGAACAGAAAAAUAGAAAAUGCUCUCAAGAAGAGAUUGAAAGAAAAAAACAAGAAGCUCUUGCACGAAGAAAAUCCAGAACACAGGCAUUCUUUAAAGAUGCUUGAAUUUGGAGUUUAUUUUUUUCUGUGGAGUAAGUUUGUGGGAGGGAAAUACUGUAAUGCUGGAAGACACUUUUAAAACUCCAUUCACAUCUAUUGAUGGCAAGUUUUUUUCUGUUUCUCAAUGUAAAAAAAUCUGGACCUGAACCAUAACUAAUACUCUGGUGGUAUUAGGCUUAAUUAAAAACUAUAAGUUGUGAAUGUGUAGUCCCAAACUACCUUCAGCAAGAUUAUGUUGAGUUCAUGUACUGUUACAUAUUGAAAUUGCAUAGUCUGAAAAUCAUGAGAGCAUUGGUGUACACAUAUAAUGAAGGUGUCAAAAACAGACUGUAUUUUGGCUGUGUUAUUGCAAGUAUUCUAAUCUUUAAGAAGACCCCCAAGUACACACAGACUAGGAAAUAAAAAAUGAAGUUUGCUCUCAGGUAGAAGACAAUUUUUAAGUUUUGGUUGAAAUAAAGUACAGUCUAGGAAACAUCCAACAAUUGGAAAACUAAUGGAAAUGAACAGGCUUUGGAAAGCUCAGUUUAUCUCUGUUACCUGAGGUAAGAAAUGUACACAGAGAAGGAAAAAUUUAAUAUAAAAGUUUCAUAAGGUGAAAAAGCAUCCUGCAAAGGACAUGUUGUAUUUUUUUAAGUUCCUUUCAUGAAGAGUUGGAAAUACCCUGGCAAAAUUGGAACACCCUUUUCUAAACACGCAUCACCAAGCUAAUUAAAAAGGGUAGCCUGUGUCAUUUUACCAAACCAUGAGCAAUAUAUAAUAAAUCAGGUGAGAUCUCAACAACUAUGCAUCGGUUUAGCCUUAUGGGUUGUACAUCUUUUCAGACUAAAGGCUGUUGAAACAUAAAAAUGCAAUGUCAUGUCAGCUUAACAGGGGCUGAUAGAAUUUUUGAUGUGAUAGAUGGGUGUAGAGAUCAAACUGCAAAAACUGCCUCUGGGUAAGCUGCAAGAUAUUUUUCAACUGAGAAAUGCUUAUAUGUAAACAUGUGACACUAUGAAAAGUGACUGUAAUUUUUCUUUGUAAAUAAAUGACUAUAAAAUGUACCAAAGGUUGGAGGAAGCUUUUGGUUUCUGUAGCAUGUGCCAUUUUUGUAACUCUUGAAAAUGUAAGUAUUGUAUAUUUGUAAGUCAUCAUUAAACUUUUUUUUUUU